Messenger RNA from Ostreococcus lucimarinus CCE9901, 495 nucleotides. RefSeq lists its product with no specific name. Gene Ontology annotation, cellular component: membrane. Lineage: Eukaryota; Viridiplantae; Chlorophyta; Mamiellophyceae; Mamiellales; Bathycoccaceae. The transcript has a single exon. The coding region runs from base 1 to 495 and encodes 164 amino acids. The record is from RefSeq and is a predicted model, not a curated record.
AUGGAGUUUGACAUCCUUAUGGGUCGUGAGGCACCGCUCACGUCGAUUCAAAAGGAGGAAAAGAUUCGACACGAGGCGCAACGUCUGGAGGAUGAGGAAAUCAAUCACUUCAUCCAAGUCGGAGGCAACCGGUACGGAGACUUGGUUUUUAUCUCUGCUUUCUUGAUCAUGGUUGUCGUAUACUCUGAUCAAGCCAAAGUCGUCGUCACUGGGACGAAGAACGCAUUCUUUAGCCUCGAGCCCGCGCAACAAGCUUUCAUUUUAUUGCUCUCCUCGGACGUCCUCGUCGGCUAUCACUCCGCCGACGCGUGGCAAACGCUUUUGCGUAGCAUUGGCGGUCACUACGGCGUGAAGGAACAAGAAGAACUCAUUUCGCUCUUCGUUGCCUUCGUGCCGGUCUCCGUGGACGUAUUAUUUAAAUUCUGGGUGUUCAAAUAUCUUCGUCGUCUCGCGCCGUCGACCCAGGUGAUUUUGGAAGACAUCGACAGGCACUAG